AUGUCUACUCCGAUUGACUGGAUACGCGGAAGCGUGGCUUCACCUGCCCAAUUGUAUUCUGUCACCGACCAAUCCAAUCUCCAAUUAUGCCAGUACAACGAUUGUCGGAUAGUGAAUUGGCAGUUAUCUUCAUCGUACAAUCUCCUCUAG
Molecule: messenger RNA, 150 nt
Organism: Penicillium digitatum Pd1
Lineage: Eukaryota; Fungi; Ascomycota; Eurotiomycetes; Eurotiales; Aspergillaceae
Source: RefSeq, a predicted model, not a curated record